Molecule: messenger RNA, 5983 nt
Organism: Hydractinia symbiolongicarpus
Lineage: Eukaryota; Metazoa; Cnidaria; Hydrozoa; Anthoathecata; Hydractiniidae
Exons: 2
Coding region: 3075-4109 (344 amino acids)
Source: RefSeq, a predicted model, not a curated record
AACUUUGUUGCUGUUUUGUUUUUGUUGUUUUCAGCUUUGUCAAUAAAGACGAGGCUAAACGUACAGAUGUGUUUGCAAAUAGUUUGUGUAUUUAUGUUGAAAAUCGUAAGAAAAUAAAAUUUUGCAGGUUUUUUUACGUGUGUGAUUAGGGAUACAUGAAACACCUAUUACUCGUAUAUAUACUGUCUAUUUUUCUUAAACUCAAAUAAAAUUAUGCAAAAGUAUACAUUAUACAAAGAAACUAGAUAAAUUUUAUAUCAAAUAGUGUUAUAUUCGGCAUAAAGGCAUGAUGCAAAAUAUAACAAAUUAUCCAACACCUUUUCCAAGUUGCUGACUCCUAAAAGAUACAGGCAUUUACAACUUGUCUAUUAAUAACAGUGUCUUCGUUUUGCUUUUAUUAUAUUUCUCUAAUAAUGAACCUCGAUAAUAGUAGUUACAAUAACAUAAAUGACAAAGACAUUAUACAUUAAAAGAUAACAAUUGUAACAUAAAGUUGACAAUACUAAACAUACACAGAAAAUCUCUCAGCUGACAAGUCGCCUCAUUUUAUUUGAUUCGAGGCAAUCAACAUCUACUUUUAUUAAUUUUUUUUUUGUAUUUCUUGAUCCUCUAACACAAAGUAUUGCUGAACGCGGUAAUCACAAUGAUAGUUUUGUUCGAAAAUUUUAGUAGCUAUACUUUGUUCCAGGUUUUUUGUAUUAUAUUUUAUUAUAUUAUAUUAUAUUAUAUUAUAUUAUUAUAUUACAUAAUAAUACGAAGUGUAUGUGACGGUGGAUGUGUUCAUUUUCUUUUGAAGUCGCCAAAAUUUUCUUUUAAAGUUGCCCAAAAAAGUUUGUCUUAAAUGUUAAAUUUUAUGACGUUACGGCGCGACGUAGCGUCAUAAAAUUUGAAAUUUUCGAUAACACUACUUUAACGUCAAUAUCCUAUAUUAAAUUAAUGAGCCCAUUACAGUGCUCUUAAAACUUUGAGUCCAAAUAACCUGGAAACCAGGUGGUGACGUCAAUGAUUUUUCAUCGCGUGGGUAUCUAGGGACCAUCUGGGACCAAAUUGGGUAAGUUUCCCAAACGUGGAUCCCCGAGUCUGUUUCAGAAUAGACGGGUUGAAGACGUCAUCAAAAAUCUUCAUAGCCUAAUAUCUCUGUAACCGUUUGUCAAAAGUACACGAUCCUAUACAUUUUCUUGAUCACCGUUUCAGGAUCUAUACGAUGGAGGCAACAGGUGUACAAAUUUCUAAAAAAGCAUUUUGGGGUCUGACGGGCCAUUGCUGACGUUAGCAAAAAUUUUAAAGCCUUCAUUAACCGCUCAUCAAAAGCACUUGAUAAUAUACAUUUUCUUGAUCAGCAGUUUAAGCACUACACAAUAGAGGCAACGUGAAAACAAGGUUCUAAUUUUUUUUUGUAGAUGGGUUGGUGGCGUUAUCAAAAUUUUUAUCCUGCCCCAGUGGAUUUUUCCGUGGGCUUUAUUAACUAUAUUUUAAUACAAAUAUGUGACAGGCAUAGUCGAGGUAUUCAUUUAUUUUCAAAGUCCCAAAAAAUGCAUAUUUCAAAUCCUUAUCGGCAAAUUAAACGUCACAACCUCAAUAACAUUUAUUUAAUGUCAAUAGUUCAAUUUGAAUUAACGAAAUCAUUACAAUGCACUUAAAAUGCACAAAACACUUGAAAACAGGUGGAAAUAACUGACGUCAUCUCCUGCGUGGGUUAAUACGGACUGCCAAGAACCAAAAUGGAACCAGUUCCUUAAAGCUUCAUCAACCCAACUGUUGCUAAAUAAACAGGCUGGUCGGCAACCAUUCGUCAAAAGUACGUUAUGGUAUACAUUUUUUUGAUCAGUGUUUCAAGCUCUACACAAUAUGGGCAAGGUUUCCGAAUUUUUAAACAAAUGCUUUUUGUUUAUUGGUGUGUUUUUGCUGACGUGUGCAAAAAAUAUAAACCCUUAUAUCUCCUUAAUCGUUUGUCGAUUCUAUACUUUAGGGGAAUUAAUUUUCGCGGGUAUUAAAUUUCGCGGAUUUGACGGUUUUUGGUGAAAAUCCAAAUGUGCCUCAUCCGCGAAAUCAAAUUCCCGCGAAAUUUCGAAAACACGUUCAGUAAAUGAACCUACACUGCAAUUAUGAAGUAUGUUUUGUGAUUCCAUGUGAAUUUUGAAAUUGAAAUACACUCGGAACUUUAUCGUAUAUAUGUUAAAGUAUAAAAUUUGUGUUUUGAGACUAAAAUUGGUGAUUUGAGACUAAAAUUUGUAAGGUUGAUACAAUGAAAACACUACUUUUAGUUUCACAAUGUUUAAUCAAUAACAAUGGCGGUUUCUUCAUUUUCAUUUCGUAUAUUGCUUCUAUUUAAAAGGGUUCUAAUAUCUUUACAUCGUGGAGCUGGUUUUUCCUUGAGUUGUGUUUUCUUUUUGCUUUUUUUGGUGGUACAGCUAUAGCAGCCUCAACAACAUCAGCUCCCUCCAAAAAACUCCCGAUUAUAACUUCAUUCUUCGGCUCGCAAUAAGGUCUAGUGACGAUUUCUUUGUAUCGAUCCAUUACCAUAUGGUUCCUCACAGUGCCUGGCAUAGACACAGUCACCAUGCAAGGAAUUUUAAGUCCUCCUUUGAAUAAAGGCGAUUUUCUAUAAUGCGUCGCAAUCAGUUUUGCAUUAAUGGUUCCACCUCUAUCGAGUAAGAAUUUUGUAGCACGUGAGAACUCUCUAGGUAAGUGUUUAACUAUUUUCCUUAAAUUAUCAAUCUGGCAUGUUUUAAUACUAAAAGGAUCAUACUCAUUUCCAGUUUCAUGCAAGCAAAUCAAAGUUUCGUUCUCAGUUGGUUUCCACGUUUUUUGAAAUACAUGAAAGCCACAAACCGCUGCUGUAAAUUGUUAGGUUCUGUUUGCGUUCAUACACUUGAUUACAGUUUAUCAUCUUGAAUCUCUGGCUUUGCAAAUCUUUAAUAUUGAAUGGUUGUUGUAUUAGAAAAAAGUUUCUCUGUAAGAAGAUUGAACAUUUGAAUGGAAUCGAACAAGAAUAUAAACACGUUCGAAAAACACGUUCGAAAAUCAUUGAAGAAAAAAUCGUCCAUUCAUUAUGAAUCUUUUUUAUUUUUUUAAUGCAUGCUUUGAAGAUGGCGUCACGUCAAGAUACAUCGAUGGGUAAGCUGGAUUUUUGCGCAGUUCAAAAACAAGUCCAGGACGCGUCUUCAGGUAAAAGAAAACAGUACGUGAAAUAUUCGAAUGUUGAUCGUUUUGACAUUGGAAAAUAUGCAAACGAAAACGGUCCUGCGGCAGCUGUACGCAAAUUUUCAAGCAGAUUUACUGCACUGAAUGAAAGUACCAUUAGAACAUUUCGCAAAAAAUACAGAGAAGAAGUAAAAAAAGCUAAUAUGGAAUCCAGGGCUGUUUUAAACAAAUUAUCAAUGGAGCGAAGAGGCAGACCUUUAAUGUCGGGUGAUGUUCUUGAUAAGAAGAUUCAAGAUUAUAUUAAGGCCCAAAGGUCACGUGGUGGUGUUAUUUCAAAAGCUGUAGCUGUUGCAACUGCCCAGGCUUUGAUAAAACGCCACCCAGAACUCAACCUUAAUCACAUUAAUAUUGAAGAAUCGUCAUGUGCGAAAAGCCUUUUCAAGCGUAUGGGGCUUCGAAGGCGUCUAGCAACGACCGGCAAAGUGUCAAUAUCGGAGAAGUUGAAAAAGGGAAUACAGGAAUCAUACUUGUACUCUAUUGUCAAAAAAAUCGAAAAAAACCAAAUUCCUCCGUCUCUCGUGAUUAAUUUGGACCAAACUCCAACUAAGUUUGUACCUGGAUGUAACAAGACCAUGGCAGAAAAAGGCAGUAAGACCGUGUCAAUCGCUGGCUUAACAGACAAAAGAAUGAUAACUACUACAUUUGCAAUUACUUUGAGUGGUGCUUAUUUAUGGUGGAAAAACUUCAAAAAGUAUUCCUGCUGUAGCUUUCGUGCAAACGAGAAACAUUACAGUAAUGAGAAAGAAUCGUUGAAUAUGCUAAAGAAAAUUAUCAUCCCUUUUGUUGAAAAAGAACGACGUUCCCUUGAUCUCCAUAUUUGCUAUCAUGUCCUUUUAAUAAUGGAUGUUUUUAAGGGACAAAUGACAGAAUUAGUGCAGGACGUCUUGAGAGAACGACGGAAAUGAAUUAAACAACAUAAAUGUCAGUAUGAAACUUUCUGUCAUUAAACCACUGCACGCUAAGUGGAUUAUAGAAGUAUAUGAUCACAUGACUUCAACUGCUGGAAACCCUGUAUGUUUAAAAGCCUGGGAAGUUACUUGAAUGUCAGCUGCUGUAAGGAAAGGGCUAGGAGAGUUGGCCAACAUCGAUCCUUUUAAUGAUAUUGAUCCCCUCCUAGCGUGUGACUCAUUCGAAAAUGAAGAUCGUUAGGAAAAUAGUCUUGAAAGAGACAUGUACACACAUGAAAACAAUCCGGAUAGUGAUUCUAAUUAUGAGGAUGACGUUGGGAAUAUAUUUUCUAUUUUAGAGGAUGAUAUGGCGGAUAGUUAAAGAAAAGAUAUAUUAAGAGUUACUAAAAUUCGUAUUUCUUACUUUUAAAAUUUUACGAAAUUUGGAUCCGCAAAAUUAAAUUCCCGUUUUUAGGGCCUUUCCGCAACAGUUUCUUCCGCGAAAUUUUCUAAAACGUGUUUUCCGCCAAAGUUUUUCCCGCGAAUUUUUCUAAAAUGUGUUGUCCGCCAAAGUUUUUUCCCGCGAAUUUUUCAAAACGUGUUGUCCGCGAAAGUUUUUUCCUGCGAAUUUUUUGUAAAUUUAGUUCCCAGUGAAGGCUUUUUAUGUUAAUUGUAUUUAACUACUCAGUAAAAGCAAAAAACAAGUAUCGUUGCCUUUUUUUUUAAUCAGCUGAGUUUAUAGAAAUGACGUUGAGAAGAAAGGCUUAUAAACUAUAACAAAGGUGAUACAGAAUCAGAACUAUAAUUUUUUGUAAUUUUUGUCAACGAGAAGAUUGCGAAGACAUUAUAAUCAUGAUUAGUAUUUAUUUUUUUAUUUUUUAUUUUUUUUUUGAUGAAAUAAUAACUUUCAUAUACUUUGUUUAUACUUCAUUAUCAUCGGUCUGCGAAGUUUUUUUCCCGUAAAAACUUUCCAAAUUGCUCGUCCUCGAAAGUCUUUUCCCGCGAAAUGCAAAAUUUUCGCGUUUUUUCCGAACCGUGAAACUUUUUUCCAGCUAAAGUUUCUUCCUUUAAAGUACACUUUAUCCGCGAAAUUAAAUUCCCGCGAAAUUUCCAAAUCAUGUUGAUCCGCGAAAAUUAAUUCCCUUAAGGUACAAUACUUGAACAGAAGUUUAAGCUCUAUCCAAUGGAGGUAAUUGAUAACAAAAUCUCCAAAAAAAUUUCAAAUAUGCAUUGGUGACGUCGUCAAAAUUUCUAUGACGUAUUAAAAAUUCUAUAACUUCUUUUGAUUGCCACUUUUUAUUGUUAAAAGCACAUCAUGUACAAUUUCUUGGUUAGCGUUUCAAGUUCUACACAAUAGAGGCAACAGGUUUGUACCGAGGGCUACUGCCGACAUCAUUAAAAUUCAUUUGAUACAUUUUUUCCAUUGUCCUUUUGCCUUAGUCGAUUUUUCCACGGGCCUUAUCGACUAGUUGAUAUCUAAAACUUGCUUUUCGUGCUUCUCUGUUUUAAAUUUUCACUUUCACUCCGUGUUAAAUCUUAAAUUCAUUGUUAAGAAAAUAUCAGACAACUUUUGAAUAAAUACUUCUACCUCUUAGCCUAACAUGUAGUGCAUCAAGCAAAAAUCGUUUUUGAGAUAAAUUUUGUUAAAACUAAGAAAGAAAGUUAUAUUUUUUAUUUAAGUUAAAUAUUCUAUGAAUUAUAAAAUUUUAAAUGUUAAAAAAAUCAAAAAUUGACAAAAAUAAUCUGGGUGUUUCAUGUAUCCCUAAAACCUGGAAACAGUACGCCCAAUUCUCUUUCAGGUAAGUGUGGAGUCGUGUGUGUGCAAUUGCUUGCGCUAGGAUGACUGGUUUUUAUUGUUCAUAUAAUUUACUGUUUAUAUAUUCUAAAUAAUA